Molecule: messenger RNA, 838 nt
Organism: Brassica rapa (field mustard)
Lineage: Eukaryota; Viridiplantae; Streptophyta; Magnoliopsida; Brassicales; Brassicaceae
Product: protein PLANT CADMIUM RESISTANCE 2
Source: RefSeq, a predicted model, not a curated record
AUUUUAUUUUCUUAGAACUGAAAAUAAUAUAAAACCUAUAUUUGAUAAGAAAAAAGAUAAUAUCAACCCUAUAAAUAUCAUCACUACUGGGCAUCAUAAAGUAACAGAGCGAAGAAGUAACAGAACGAUAGAGUUGCUCAAAAAAAAAAAAAAGAGUGAUGGAAGUUCAAGGCAAACCUCAAGCUGAGGGUGAAUGGUCCACCGGUUUCUGUGAUUCCUGCUCGGAUUGCUCCAUCUGUUGUUUGACAUGUUGGUGUCCUUGCGUUACCGUUGGCCGAAUCGUAGAGAUUGUAGACAAAGGUUCCACUUCAUGCUGUGCGGCUGGUGCGUUGUACAUGUUACUAACGUGGUUCACGGGAUGUGGAUUCAUCUACUCGUGCCAUUACCGAACUAAAAUGAGAAAACAAUACAACCUUAAGGGUAGCGAAUGUGGAGAUUGUUUCAAACAUUUCUGCUGUGAGCGUUGUGCCUUAACUCAAGCCUAUCGCGAGCUCACCAACCGUGGUUUCGAUGUAGCCCUUGGAUGGCAAGGAAACGCUGGACGUCAAAAUGCCGGCGUUGCAAUGGGUGCCCCGGUUGUGCAGGGUGGCAUGAUGAGAUGAAUUAUAUUUGCGUAACUAUUAUAUUUUGUUUUCCUCUCCUCUGAACUUUUUUUCUUUAUAUCGUUGCCUUGAAAAUAAAUGGGGUUAUCCGGUUUGUGUUUUUUUUCUUCGUCUCUUGUGUUUGAUAUGGAUUUUAUGAAAGUUUAUAUAGUAUGUGUGCGUAACUGUCAUUUAAUAAAUAAAUGUGUAUAUAAUUGUGGACAUGUAAAGUAUUUUGUAAAAGUUUCGUUUAAUGA